Colletes gigas is the source of this 660-nucleotide messenger RNA. RefSeq lists its product as uncharacterized. The transcript has 3 exons. Bases 169 to 660 code for a protein of 163 amino acids. The record is from RefSeq and is a predicted model, not a curated record. Lineage: Eukaryota; Metazoa; Arthropoda; Insecta; Hymenoptera; Colletidae.
GUCGCGUAAUAGAAACGUUAUUUAAGUAUUACAAUUGUUUUGAACAAGCCACGUAACAAUCGAAAGCUUAUCAUAAAAAACCUGGUAGUUUAUGUUCUUGCAUAUUUCCAAUAUACAUUCCAAUAAAACAUUACAAAUUAUAUAAAUAUUGGAAAAUUUUCUAAUAAUAUGGAUGAAUUCUCAAAUACAUCACGAAUUGAGGAAUCCUUGAACAUUGCUGGUAAAGAUUGGAAUCGAAUUAGAAGUGCUGCUGAAAAGGGUGGUUACAGAGAAGGAAUAGAUAAUGGAUCAGAAUCUGUGUUUCAAGAAGGUUUUGAUAUAGGUUACGAAGAAGCUUUCAAAACUGCUUUUGUUUUAGGAAAAUUUAAGAGUUUAUUAAAUGCUGUGCCGCACAAUAUGAAGCAUCCACAAAAUAUAAGCGAAAUUCUUGAUAAAACUAGAAGAGGUGCAUGUCACAUAUGUGAAAUGGAAUUUCAAAAUAAAAAUGAUGAUACACAGAAGCAGUUUUCAGAUAUUAUUAAUGAUCAAAGAGCACAUUCCAUAAAAGUAAUCGAAACACUGUAUGGGUAUUUUCAACCAUACAUAAGGGACUUAAAUAUCAAUGAAUCAAAUAUAUUAGAAAUACCAAAUCAGGUUCCACAGCUAUUUGAAGAUAAUUAA